CAAAUAACCAGUGUUUUGAUAAGACCAUGAUUAUGGGUCUGCACUUCAACUUGUAUUCCAGUUUUACGAAAGAUUUUAUGUCAUGUAAGUACUUAGACUCGAUAUGCAUUCAUUUAAUAUUUUACAAAAACUUGGAAAAGGAACAUUUGGAACCGUCUAUUUGUGCGAAAGGAAACACAACAAGCUCAAAGUUGUCGUCAAAGAAGUAAACUACGACUUAAAUGGCGAACAAAUGGCGAGUGCCAAAAACGAAGUUGCAAUUUUAAAAUGUCUGAAGCAUCCCAAUGUUGUGCUGUAUUUUGAUAGCUUUGUGUCCGACAAUAUCUUCUAUAUAGUGAUGGAGUAUGCGACCAAAGGUAGCUUAUACGAUUUUAUAAAACGAAAUAAACCAAAUCUUUUAUCACAGCAGACCGUACUAAAUUACUUUUGCCAAAUAUUGAAUGGCCUGCAUCAUAUUCACUCCAAAAAUAUAAUUCAUCGCGACCUAAAAGCGGAAAAUAUAUUUUUGACUGGGUUACAAGCAGAUGUGGUAAAAAUUGGUGAUUUCGGAAUUUCAAAAAUUCUUCAAAACGAAACAAAAACCCAAACUUUUAUUGGAACUGCAAAUUAUUUAGCUCCAGAAAUGUGUCACGGUAAACCUUACAAUACAAAAUCGGACAUUUGGUCACUUGGAUGCAUUCUGUACGAACUUUGUGCUUUAGAGCGUAUGUUUGAUGGACCGGUAGCCAAUGUAGUAUACUCUAUUUCAACUGGAAGAAAAAAAUUAAUUAAUUCAUCUCUAUACGAGACCGGAGUACAAUAUUUGGUGGAGGUAAUGCUACAACUGGAACCGGCAAAUCGACCCGACACUGUCAGCUUAAUGAAAUUUCCAGUUCUGCUUCAAACAAUGUACACCCUAGGAGUUACUUUAGGUUGCAUCAAAUUUUAAAUGUUAAUUGUAUUUAAAUUUUAUUAGAAUCGCUUCACAACCAAAGUGGCGCAAAAUAAACAAUUAUUAGAACUCA
Molecule: messenger RNA, 1004 nt
Organism: Photinus pyralis (common eastern firefly)
Lineage: Eukaryota; Metazoa; Arthropoda; Insecta; Coleoptera; Lampyridae
Product: serine/threonine-protein kinase Nek8-like
Exons: 5
Coding region: 104-928 (274 amino acids)
Biological process (GO): protein phosphorylation
Molecular function (GO): protein kinase activity; ATP binding
Source: RefSeq, a predicted model, not a curated record